AACAGAAUUGGGAGGAAAGCAGGGGUCUAUCAAAUAUAAAUACCAGUAAUCCCACCGCCAUAUUGACAAUUUCUCCAUCAAAGCUCACCGCCCCUGCCAUUCCUAAGCUCUCCGAGAGACAGACAAGAAGAAGAAGAAGAAGUAACCAUGCUUGUUUAUCAGGAUAUGCUUACCGGUGAUGAGCUUCUCUCGGACUCAUUCCCAUACAAGGAGAUUGAGAAUGGAAUGCUGUGGGAGGUGGAGGGAAAGUGGGUUGUGAAAGGGGCAAUCAAUGUAGACAUUGGCGCUAAUCCUUCGGCAGAAGGCGGUGAAGAUGAAGGUGUAGAUGAUCAAGCUGUCAAAGUGGUUGAUAUUGUCGACACUUUCAGGCUUCAGGAACAACCCGCGUUUGAUAAGAAGCAAUUUGUUAGUUACAUGAAGAAAUAUAUUAAGUUGCUGACACCCAAAUUAGAGCCGGAGAAGCAAGAAUUGUUCAAGAAGCACAUUGAAGGGGCAACCAAAUAUCUCCUCUCGAAGCUCAGUGAUCUCCAAUUUUUUGUGGGAGAGAGUAUGCACGAUGACAGCACCGUCGUGUUUGCAUACUACAAGGAAGGUGCUACCGAUCCAACUUUUAUCUACAUUGCCUACGGAUUGAAGGAAAUCAAGUGUUAAAAGAGUUCUUGGGCUGAGAUAGCAAACUUCAAGCUGUUAAUCAGCUUACCGUAGAACAUCUAGUUAUGUCUAGAGGUGGUGAGAACCUAUGUUACUUUUGUUAUGAGUGUGUGUGUAUUUGGAUCGAAUCGUGUACGCUUUGGAUUUUCGGAGAAUUCGCUUGUUUGGAUGUCAUCUCACAUGCCUUAGUUUCUCCUUUUUUUUCGCGUGGUAAUAAUUUAGCUGAGAUAUUUGUGACUUGGCGGUGGCCUGAUUUGUUAGGUCGGGUGAUUAAAAUAACAUCAUUCAUAUGAAAAGGCAGCUAAUAAAUAGGAGCAUGCCGUUGCUCAGAUUCAUGGAGCAUUACCGACUGUUUUGCCCA
This is a messenger RNA of Neltuma alba, 1012 nucleotides long. Its product is annotated as translationally-controlled tumor protein homolog. The record is from RefSeq and is a predicted model, not a curated record. Bases 148 to 651 code for a protein of 167 amino acids. Gene Ontology annotation, cellular component: cytoplasm. The transcript is spliced from 5 exons. Gene Ontology annotation, molecular function: calcium ion binding. NCBI's taxonomy places the organism in Eukaryota, Viridiplantae, Streptophyta, Magnoliopsida, Fabales, Fabaceae.